Molecule: messenger RNA, 1460 nt
Organism: Coffea arabica (coffee)
Lineage: Eukaryota; Viridiplantae; Streptophyta; Magnoliopsida; Gentianales; Rubiaceae
Source: RefSeq, a predicted model, not a curated record
GACAACGGACAGCCUCCCCCUCUCUUCGCUCCUUUCUGCCAUCUUAACCAAAAAUCCCUCUGCACUUUCCCCACACUCUGUUUUGUGUUGAUAUUCCUUUUUGUUACUCUUCAAUUUUCUCCACCCAAAGUUUCUCCCUCUAUUUUUGGACCCAGUUAAAUUGCGUUCGCUGGAUACUUUAAUACCAGAAUAGUGGUACCGUACGUGGUCAUCGCCAAAGAGCUCCGAUGUCUCUAUUUUUCCCCCCUUUUUCUGGCAAAAGGACUGUCUAGAACUGAGAAGGGGGUUGAGAGCUGACGGACGUUGGAGCUAUUCAUAAUGGCCCCUAGAGGAAGACCUAGGAAGUCCCGGGAUACGAGGAUGGACGCAGCCGUUGAUGCCAUGACGAAAAACUAUGGGUUUCCUGAGGAAAUUGUGAAGCGGGUAGCAAAAGAGCUGCUCAAAGAGUAUGAGGGAGAUCAAGGAGAUGAGGGCUGGUUUUUCAUCGAGGACUGCUCUUACCAAGUAUUGGUUGACGCGCUUUUGCUGGAUCAAGAGCUAAAUGAUCGGCACGAUGCUCCUCCUAAUCAGAAAGAGGAUGCUUUGCCACAGAAUAUCUCUUUGCAAGAUGAAAGGGCUGCAGAACAUGCUUUAGCAGAGCCCUCUGGUGUAGUUUCGGAAGCCAAUUGCUCUAAGGUUGUCGAGAAUCAAUUGGAGGCAAACACCAAAGAAGAUGCAGGCCAGCUUCCAUCCAGUGUCAGGGACGGAAAAGGCUGGAAAGACAUUGGCUUGGAUCAGUCUUCAAGUGAGAAAGGGAGGGCUGCUGGCAUUUCUGACAAGGAUGAGAUAGGUGGCUCCAGUCAGGAUUGUGCAAAUAGUGUAAUACUCACCCCUCCGUCUCUGACUCCUACAACACCAGGAGGUAGUAGUGUUUCAAGCCCACCUGAAAACUGUCCAGUGCUCUCUCCUUUUCCUAAGAUCUCACCUCCAAAUGUUAAGCGCGUUCAGAGCAAAAGGCGUCAGCCAUGUAAUGGAUGGAUAUUUGAGAGUGAUGAAGAGGAGGAUGAGGACAUGAUAGACCUAAAACCGGCUAUAGAGUGGGAACAUUUGAGUUGGGGAACUGUUAAGAAGGCAAAGCCGGGGUCAAGAUGGGACUUGAGACCUGAGGAUAUCUGAGUCUCGCUGUACCUCCCUCCAUGUGUUGUUUCAUGGUUUCCCUGUGCUACUGUUAUUUAAGAGGUGCAUCUGAUAUAACAAACCUUCUUUUUUUUUUUAUAUGUUUUAUUCCUCUUUACUUUUAGGAAGAGAUGACAAAAGGGGGAGGGUGAAUGCCGCUGAGAUUCAUUCUUGAUUAACCAUGCAAGCUAGUUUACAUUAUUUCUCACCUCAAACCUUCAUGUUGGGUAACGAAGUUUAGGAAAGUAUAAGUUCCCUUUGCUAAGAUUAUGCAUGUUUGUAAAGGUUGUAAAAACCUUUUGAUC